Aphidius gifuensis is the source of this 2290-nucleotide messenger RNA. RefSeq names its product E3 ubiquitin-protein ligase RNF181. Gene Ontology annotation, molecular function: ubiquitin protein ligase activity. Gene Ontology annotation, biological process: protein ubiquitination. Bases 230 to 673 code for a protein of 147 amino acids. The transcript has 3 exons. The record is from RefSeq and is a predicted model, not a curated record. Lineage: Eukaryota; Metazoa; Arthropoda; Insecta; Hymenoptera; Braconidae. Gene Ontology annotation, cellular component: cytoplasm.
UAAAUUAUAAAAUUUAAUUUAUUGGUUAGAUAGAAAUUGACAGGACCGAUUGAAAUUCCAUCCAUGUAUGGUGUUAGCUCUAUUUAUUUUUGUCUAUGACAAUGACAUGACGUCAGUGAUAAAUAUUUUGAUUGUCAUUCUGUGAUUAUAAUUUUGACAAGUAAAUACCUGGACAACUUUUGUUGUUGUUAUUGAAAAAUAAAAAUAAAAAACCAACUGAUUUAAUAAGAUGUCAAAUUAUCAUGAUGAAAUGGGCUGGGAACCAUUGGCUGAUGGUGCAGCACCAGAUCAUGUGUCACAAUUUGCUCAAUAUUUACGUGACAUUGGUCAAUGGGAUUUACUUGGUGUUCAUGAACAGACACCACCACCAGCAUCAAAAACAGCCAUUGAUAAUCUCAAAGAAAUUAAAAUAACUGAAAAUGAAACUUCAAAAGAUUGUCCAGUGUGUUUAAAAAAAUUUAAAGUUGAUGAUAUUGCUAAAUGUUUACCUUGUAAACAUACAUUUCAUGACAGUUGUAUUCUUGCUUGGCUUGAUAAGACAAAUUCAUGUCCAUUGUGUCGUUAUGAAUUACAAACAGAUGAUGAAAAUUACGAGUUAUAUAAAAAAGAAAAAAAACGUGCAAUUGAACGUGAAAAAGAUAUUGAAAAUUUACACAAUUCAAUGUUUGGUUAAUUAAAUUUUUAAAAUAGCCUAAUAAUUAAAUUAACAUUCAAAUUAAUAAAUUGUACAUCUAUAUUGCUAUAAUUAUAAAAUACCUAUUGGUUUUAUUUUAAAUAAUUAAAUAAAUUGUAGAAAAAAUUUCUUCAACUUAAUCAUGAUGUUUUUUAUAUUUGAAAAAAUAUUUAUAAAUUAAAAAUUAAUCUGCAAUAUUGUUGAUAAAAUUUAAACAACAUUGUGAUAAAAAAUGUUUAAUAAUAAGCAAUUAUAAAUUGUUUUUGUUUUUAACGAUAAAAAAUUAACACACAAUGUUUUUGUUGAGGAUAUUUUAUGUUGCAAUCAAUCAGGCGUAAAGAGACAAAAAUAAAAAUGAUAACAAAUGAGUUGGUGAUUGUAAUGAGUCAUGGAGUUUAAACAAUUCAAUGUUUAAAAUGAGGUAAAAUUCAAAAUAGGUAAAAGGGGUUUUUCCAUCAACUGGACGGCUUUAAUUAUCCAGUGGCAUUAAAACAUGCAAUUAAUUACAAAUGCGGUUUAGUUCAACGAAUGUUGAACAAACAAUGUAUUAUUCUUGAGUUGAAACUAAGGCUAAAUGUAAAUUGUUACGUUUUAGAUGAGGGCCAAGGUAACGAGAGUUAGUGAAUUUUGUGGAAUUACUUUGAAGGGAGGAAAAGAGAUAAUGAGAAAUGAAGAAAAUUGAAGAGGCCAACUAGCAAAGUGGUUAGACUAAAAUUGAGCAAGAAAAGGAGGAUAUUUUCGGCGUCGUCAUUUUCAACAAAUAGCUAGAAGAUUGUCAAGAUUCAUUUUGUCAUUCAAUUGGCCUCUUUUAUAUAUACAUGGACUGUUUAACAUUUACAUUUACGACUCUUCAUUUAUUUCUAAUUUUCUUUUCGUUUUUUUUUCAUUAUACAAUUUCUAUCGAAUUUUAGAGAGUUAAUGUUUUGUGAAUUUGUGAUUGGUUUUAGUGCAAAACUACUGUAGAAACUUUAAAUUACUUGCAUGGAUUAUUUGAUAAGUUUCGAUUGAAAUGAUGUUGAUUUAUUUAUUAUAUGUUAUAUGUUUCGAAUCGAAAUUUAUUUUAUAAAUUUUUUUAAUUAUAUUAAAAAGUCAAUGACAUUAUGAUCAAAUUAAAUUAGAAAAAAUUCAACAAAUAUUUAUUUAAAUAAUAAAAAAAAAAAAUUCAAAACUUAAUUAAUUAUUUUUUUAAAAUAAAUUAUUCUCAGAUUCAUUUUAAACAAAUAAUAUAUUUUUUUUUAAUUUCAAAUAUCAUUUAUAAUUAGUUUUUAAAUUGAAUGAAAUUUUGCUUUACUUGAAUUUUUUAUUGUGCAUAAAUUUGAUAAUAAAAAAAAUAAAUUUUGGGGAUGUAUAAUAAUAUAUUUAGUGGUAAAGAAUUUGAUCUAUAUACAUAGACAAGAGAGUUGAGGUAGUUCGCGCGAAGCGAAUGAUUAUCGGCUGGCACCAAAAGUGCUGGGGGGUCUGGCUCGACUGCCAAAUGGGAAAAUAGCCUAACUAUAUAUACGUUAAAAUAAAAAAAAUAAAAUAAAUGUAAUACUUUUAUGUGAUGAGAAACUCAAAAAAAAGAAAAAAAAAAAAGAAGAUUUUAUAGUGCUGAAAAGUAAAUGCAAUUGGAAAAAA